CGGCCACAGGUAGUGUUGGUGACGGCGUCGCUAGCAGUCAGUGUUGCCUCUGUGAUGUCCGCCUGGUGCAUGGUGAAAGUUGUCCAGGGUUCCUCCUUACCUGCUGGAGUGUUCUGUGUGUGUGUUUAAGUAAGAGUGCCUGAUGCUCAAGGGUUCAGCUGGUUGAAAGUGCAGCUUUAGAGACGUGCCGUGGUGUCCAGAUCAAAUGUGUGCGAAUUUGAAGGAGUCGAGCAAACUACGUAAUUUUUAAGAGGAAGUUGUGAGGGUAGUGGUGGCCUCGCCUGCCAUUGUUGAGGCAACGAUAAUAUCCCUUCUCUAACUCCACGGGAUACCCAGAGAAGAGGACCAAGACGACGGCAUAAACUCUUCAUUAUUGACGAAGGAGCGCUUGUAGUGGCAGGGUCGAAGUGUCACACCGAUGGAGAAUAUGAGAGUGGAGGCGUGUUGACCUUGAGUGUACCUGCGUCAAUUACUAAGAGGAAUGUACCCCGUGACCGGCCAGCCCCGUGCCCACCCUGCCUCCACCUUGCUGCACCAGGGCUAACAAUCUCUCUCCUCCACCCAACCACGAUAAAGGAUUUUACUUUAUCCCCGUGCAUGUUGCGGGUUGAAGAAAGUGGUAAUGUGGAUUGGUUGAUAAGAUUUAGUGAAGAACUGCAAUAACCAGUGAUACAGUGAACCAAAAGGUCUAAUAAACCUUAAAGUGAAUAGCUGAUAAAGUGGCUGAUCAAAUAAAAAACUGUGCCUUUUUUUAGUGAAAUAAGUUGUGUUCAACAGUGUGUAGAGGAAGUGAACGGUGAUUAACGGAGGCCGUAUAAUCUGACCAGUAUAGCCACAUGCACCAGCUGCUGCUGCGACGCCUACAAACAGGCCUCCCUGCUGGAGGCAUCAAGGCUUCAGGGCGCCCUCCUGUUGGGUGCCGCUAGGAUGUCAGGAUGGAGCGGGACAGACGAGGGCUCCGUUUGUCAGCUGGGGGUGCGCUGCUCACACUGUUUGCCUUCGUGGCAGCCGUCGCAGCAGCUUCCUCCCCCAACUGGGCCUCCUUCACCGUAUACACUCUUGGAACAGGCAGCAUGAGUGGGUACUUCGGCCCAUGGAGAGUAUGUCAGUCUGGCCAGUAUGGCAUCGAUCAUUGUGUGGGCCAAUCCUCUAGACUCCAAAGAACAUGGGCAUCGCUGGUGGCUGGGUUGGGGUCAGCGGCAUGUGCACUGUUCCUCGGUGUAGCCAUGGUGAUGUGCCCUCUGCUGGUCAUGAUGCACGUCACGUUUGUCAAGGCGGUGAUCAAGUUCCGCCAUGCGACACUUCUCAAGAUGGUCUGUACAGCCGCUUCAGUGCUGUGUGGAGUCAUCAGUGUACUCUUCUUCAUGUUGGAGGUGUUCAUUUUCCGCGUUGGCCAGCAGUCUGGCCUCUACGUCAUACUCAGUUGGGCCUUUAUAUUACAGGUGAUGGCAGUGGUUAUAGGUGUGGUGGCGGGUGUGGGUGCAGGAAUAGAGUUUGGGUGGUCUCGCAAGCUUGGCGGGGAUCCUACAGUAUACAAUCGAGAUCCAGAGGGCAAAGCUGCCACUACCAUCUCCAACCCAAACUUCAAGGACACUGGCAAUGGUCAUGCACACCAUAGCAGAACAGGAAGCAGAGGCAGGGGUAGCCAACGUGGGGCACGAGUGCAUCGCAACUCCAAUGGAGUGGCAAUGACACAGUUGAGUGGUCAGCCAUACAUGAUCACAGCCAAUGGAAGUAAUGGUCACGUUAGAGCCAAUGGUGUAGUGGCCUUUGACCCAAAUAAAACUCCGCUGAGGUCUUCCCUCAGGAAGCCCAAACCUGCCCCCCCAGAAGAUGCCCCAGAUUCCUCCAUGGGUAUUCAAAAUUUGGCCUUUACUCAGUCUAGCCCAGUGCCUAAGAAAAAAGUCCGAAUCCAUACACAAUCCACAUCAGUGUAGAAAUGCUCAAUUCAUAUUUUGUAUAGUGCUGCAAAGUUUAUACUAAGUGCCACCAGCUCUUGGCAGCUAAAUACUACCUGGUUCAUACCAAACUAGUGCCACCUAUUCUGUAACAGAUCUGUGCCUGUCAGCUCAUGUCAUAUCAGUUUUGGAUGCCUGGCAUAAUUAGAGGUGUACUGUACUCAUGUUAAGUUUAUUGACCCACCCCGGUGAUAUGAUGAUACAGCCCAGUGAAUGAACUACACACUGAUUGUGUGUAAGAGCAUGUGACCUUGUAACUUUUACCGGUACAGUACACGUGUUAAACGUAAUUUUUGAAAGUUGUGUCACAUAGAUUACAAGUGAUUAAAAUUUUAUUUUGUUGGAACAAUAUUUUUAUUUUACGUUAUCUGAAUACUGUAUUACAAUAUUUUUAGCAAACCAUUUGCCAGAAACUGUUCUGAAACACAGCUGUUGUGUAAGUGUUACAUUGAUAUAUUGCUAUCAGAGCUUUGGCUAGUGGUAAAUAAACUUUGAUCACAGAAAGAAUACUGCCAGUCAUGGAUGUACUGUGCGCCCACAGUUGUGAAUGUCUCCAGGCUGAUUGAUAAAAAAUGAGCAAGGAAUCGCUCAAAAGUGUUCAUACAGUACUUGAAAAGAAAGUGAAAGAGGUUUUAGUGACAGGCUCAAAACUAAAUUGUUGUUGAUGGUUAUAAGACUGUUUGAUUCACUAUUUGCAAUGCAACACUAAUUGAGCCAUAUUAUUAACAGUAUACUUUAUCUAUAUUUUCAUAGUGGCUUUUGUAAUGAAACCAUUGGGGCAGCUGUACCCAUGAACAAUCUGUGCCAAGAUAUUAUAGGAGGGACAAUAUUCUGUCAGCAGUGCCCAUGGGUAUCAUAGGUACCCCCUACUGGUGCCAGUUGGACAUUAUUGCUAUUGGGACAAAUGAUAUGAAAGUUGUAAAUCACUAUUAUACAGUAUAUUCACCUGAAAUCUUGUUGUUGGUUAUAGUAUUUUGAGCAGAGUCAAGAAAUUCAGGUAAUAUGUCUAUGGAAAUAUUAUUUAUAAGGAAAGGAAGUAUCGGAAAGUUAUUAAGUGAUCAAGUGCUCACACACCACAUCACAUAACACCACAUCAUCAUCACACCACAUCACAUAACACCAAAUCACAUAACACCACAUCACAUAACACCACAUCACACCACACCACAUCACACACACACACUCACAGAAAACUACUCACACAAAACCACUCGCACCAAACCACACACACACUCACCCAGUGAUCGUACUGUACAGUCCUGUAUCGAUUAAUCCGGAUUACAACAUUGUUUCUCAAAUUUUAUUCCUUAAUAGCAAUACUUAAUAAUAAUAUUCUUGGCAACUCUUCACAACAGGUCAAACUCAAGCACAUGUUAUAAUUUUGUUAAAUUAUGAAUUUUAUAUAUACAGGUACUCCUCGACUUACGACCUACUCGAUUUACGACCAGCCGGACAUACGACUGCCGCAGUCGUAUAAAAUAUUUUUCAAUUUACGUAUUUUCGAGUCCCGACGUUAGUGAUUGCGCUGUGUACUGACAAAAUUAUCGUUUGUAAUUAACUUUAAAUUGCUGGCAAGCUUAAAAGUGAGAGUUCUCGUGGUGCUGAGAAGAAAAAGAGACACCCAUUUUAGAUUUUCUAUGCAUUAUUUUCGCAUUUUCGACCUACGACCUGGUCGUCGGCCCCUAACCCCUUCGUAAGUCGGGGACUGACUGUACUACCCAAAUUAAAAAAUGCAUUGACUUGUACUGUAUAGAAAAGCAGCUUUAAUUUUUUAGUUUGUACUUUUAAUAAUAUGUAAAGAUAUAAAUAAGUAUUAACACCUUAUUAUUUUCAUUUUAUUGUUUUGGUAAACACCAUAUUUAUUGUUAUGAAUCUAGAACAUAUUUUCUAAAUGUAAAUCUCCAUGAUUAUAUUUUAGUUGAUCA
Molecule: messenger RNA, 3883 nt
Organism: Homarus americanus (American lobster)
Lineage: Eukaryota; Metazoa; Arthropoda; Malacostraca; Decapoda; Nephropidae
Exons: 7
Coding region: 936-1937 (333 amino acids)
Cellular component (GO): plasma membrane
Source: RefSeq, a predicted model, not a curated record